UAAGUCUUUCACUAAUUAAAUAAAUCCCCAAAUUUGAAGGCAUAAAGCUUCCUUCAAUCACAUUUCCAUGGCUUCACAAAAUGCAUCUCUUGCUCUACUCCUCGCCCUAGCUCUUCUCGUCCAAGCCGCUUUUGCUUACGUAGGAAACAUGGAGUGCGAGAAUUUGGAGAAAGAGUCGUGCGCGUACGCGGUGUCGUCGACAGGGAAGCGGUGCGUGCUUGAGAAGCACGUGCGGCGCAGCGGGGAGGAGGAGUACGCGUGCACGGCGUCAGAUAUCGACGCGGACAAGCUGAAGAACUGGAUCGAGAGCGACGAGUGCAUCGAAGCGUGCGGCCUCGACCGAUCCGAGCUCGGGAUCUCCUCCGAUUCGCUACUGGAAGCGCGAUUCGCUAAGCAGCUCUGCUCCAACCGCUGCUACCACAACUGCCCCAACAUAGUCGAUCUCUACUUCAAUCUCGCCGCCGGAGAAGGGGUGUAUCUGCCCAAAUUCUGCGAGGCGCGAGGACCGAAUGCGCGCCGAGAAAUGGCGGAGAUAAAAAGCUCGGGAUAUGCUGAAUCUCCCAUAGAUGACAACGCUGCCACCUUCAUUGGCUCCCCAGCAUUGGCUCCCACAGACUACUAAAUUGGCCUAAAUUUCUUCCCAAAUACUACUCCCUUAUUAUAGAUACACAAACACAAAUAAAGAUACAUGUAGAUGCAAUAGUGAUACUCCCUUAUUAUAUAUACUAUAUAGAGAAACACAAAUAAAGAUACACGUAGAUGUGGUAGUGAAUAGUGAUUGUUCUGUUAUUUUACAUGAAUAAAUUUUCUGUACUUCACUAUAUGGAAUUUUAUACUCUACUACUAGUAUUUUGUUAAA
Molecule: messenger RNA, 859 nt
Organism: Salvia hispanica
Lineage: Eukaryota; Viridiplantae; Streptophyta; Magnoliopsida; Lamiales; Lamiaceae
Source: RefSeq, a predicted model, not a curated record